AGUAGGAAUAACACUUUAUAAGCCUGCCGCCCUCUUCUUCCUCCCAUCCUCUGGCCUCCUUCCAGCCUCCUUCACUCAGCCUCUACCCCUCCUAGACGUCCUCACUUCUCUUUCCCUGAGCUGCGGUCAGCCAGAGCCCCCAGCCUGCCUGAGCCGGGAGUACAAGUCGGGUCAGGAAACCUCAGUCUCAGGAUGUUGACAACGCUGCUGCCACUGCUGCCUCUUCUGCUCCUGCCCAGCUGGGCCCUUUGUAACCAGGAAACUUCGGAUGGCCCUCGGAGCCUCCACAUGCUCCAGAUGUCCUAUUUGCGCGACCCCCUUCACGUGUGGUACCAGGGCAACGCGUCGCUGGGGGGCCAUCUGACGCACAUACUAGAAGGCCCGGACACCAACGUCACGAUCCUCCAGCUGCAACCCUUGGAGGAGCCAGAGAGGUGGGCGCGCACCAAGAGGGGUCUGCAGCUCUACCUGCAACAGUUCCACAGCCUCGUGCGGCUGGUGCACCAGGAGCGGCGCUUGACUUUUCCUCUGAUGAUUCGCUGCUUCCUGGGCUGUGAGCUGCCUCCUGAGGGCUCCAGAGCCCAUGUCUUCUUCGAGGUGGCGGUGAAUGGGAGCUCCUUUGUGAGUUUCCGUCCAGAGACAGCCUUCUGGGUGACAGGGAACCAGGCACACUCCCAAGUGGUUAUCUACACCUUGCAGCAGCUCAACACCUACAAUCGUACUCGGUAUGAGCUACUGGAAUUCCUGCAGGGCACCUGUGUGCAGUAUGUGCAGGAACACAUCAUCGUGAAAAACCUGAAAGGGAGCCGAACAGGCCGCUCCUACACUUCGCUGGUCCUGGGCAUCCUGGUGGGCAGUUUCAUCAUCACCGGUGUGGCUGUAGGCAUCUUCCUUUGCACAGGUGGACGGCGGAGGUGUUAAUUACUCUCCAGCCCCCUCUGAGAAAGGGCUGGACUGAUGGGGGCUGGCAAGAAAAGGUCUCUGCUCAAUGCGAAGAUAAACAGAUCCCCAGCUGGGACACCACAUUCCAGAAACUUUGGAAAAGCAGCUUCUUUCUUCUCCCAGCUCCACCCAUCAAGGGAUUUGAGGGAUGGUGAAGGCUAGGAGGAGUUAGUUUGCUUAGAACCUACGAACUUGCAUUCUUUGCUUAAUUGGUCUGAGAAGUGAAUGCUUAUCUAUCUUUGUGGAAAAACAGAGGAUAAACUUGGGGCAGCAUACUCUAUGGCCCAUCCUCCAAAGACAAACCUGAGGCAUUCAAAGCACAUAACCAAAUAAAACAAAACAAGUCAUUCACAACCAAAAUAAGCAACAUACAAUGCCUCCAGAUAUGUCAGACUUGGGAAGGGACACUGGUAUACUUGGGGGCAGAGAGAAGAAAUCAGAGAAAUGUUUGGAAGUGUAAAAUCCAAGUAAUAUGGAAGAAGUUAUUAAUAAACCAAUUAAUAAUACUAAUAAAAUCCUUAUGUAUAAGACAUCGUUAUUUCCUCUCUUUUGUAAACUUCUUUAAAAUAAACUAUACUCCUUGCUUCUACUUUCUCAUCUUCCACUCACUCUUUAACCUACUACAGUCAGACUUCUCUAAAACUACUCUAAGAUCACCAGUGCACUCUAAUUGUCAAAUGCUCAUUGCCAGUGAUAACUAUAACAUUUAACUUUGUGGACUAGAACUCUCUUUUUACCCUAACUUAUGAGAUACUAUUCUUCUCAUUUUUAAAAACUCUUUUGGUCACUCUUUUUCAGUCUCUUGGACUGUAUCAUCUUAAUCUACCCAGAAAUGUUUGCUUCCUUAUAACUCCAUUUUUUGGCUCCUUUUGUUCCCCCUUAAAUUAUACCCUUUCUGGAUGACCUACGCACUUCCAUGGUUUCAAAUACCAUGUGUCUGUUGUGUUUUCCAGGGGGAAGCAAUAUAAUCUUGUCUUUAAGAGCAUACAUUUUGUCACCAGACAGACUGAAGUUUUAUUUACUUAAGUUACCUACUUGAAAAAUAUUAAUUUCUUAGUCUCAGUUUGUUCAUCCACAAAGGGUAUAAUAAAAUACACAAGAAGAGCAUAAUAAAAAUAAUACUUACCUUAUAGAGGUAUUAUGAGCAUUAAAUAAGGUAAUAUACAUAAUAUAUAUACAGGCAUACCUUGUAUUGCACUUCACUUUACUGUGCUUUGCUUUAUUGCACUUCACAGAUAUUG
This is a messenger RNA of Choloepus didactylus (southern two-toed sloth), 2183 nucleotides long. RefSeq names its product protein C receptor (gene PROCR). The coding region runs from base 193 to 921 and encodes 242 amino acids. Gene Ontology annotation, biological process: negative regulation of coagulation. Gene Ontology annotation, molecular function: signaling receptor activity. The record is from RefSeq and is a predicted model, not a curated record. The transcript has 4 exons. NCBI's taxonomy places the organism in Eukaryota, Metazoa, Chordata, Mammalia, Pilosa, Megalonychidae.